Molecule: messenger RNA, 873 nt
Organism: Aspergillus mulundensis
Lineage: Eukaryota; Fungi; Ascomycota; Eurotiomycetes; Eurotiales; Aspergillaceae
Product: Mob1/phocein family protein
Exons: 3
Coding region: 1-873 (290 amino acids)
Biological process (GO): cell division; signal transduction; positive regulation of protein phosphorylation
Cellular component (GO): cytoplasm; nucleus
Molecular function (GO): protein kinase activator activity
Source: RefSeq, a predicted model, not a curated record
AUGAACACCGGAAGUCCUGGCCAGUCGCCUGCGCCCCCGAGCCCUCACGGUCAUGUGUCGAACUCACCGUCCCUCGCCUCCAACCACUCCGCUGUUGAAGGCACCACGGUUUACGACCCCGAUGCCCCCAAGUACUUCUUCCAGGAGAAAUACGCUCCACUCAACGUCAAGGGUAACUUUUUGACCUUGUGUGCUUGUCCCAAGAAUGUGGAAUUGGGAGAAUGGCUGGCCCAUCAGAUUGUCGAACAAAACCGUCUACUUCAAGCCAUGCUUAAGGUCAUUCAAGAAGUGAAUAGUCAUACCGGACUCCCUAUUUGCAACGAGACCAGCUGCCCCACCAUGUCUGCCGGCCGUUUAACCUACACGUGGCUCGUGGACUCACAGGCUGCUAAAAUAUCGGCUCCUAAGUUCAUCAACCGCGUCGAGAAAUGGAUUGUCAGCAAGAUCCAUGACCCAGUGAUGUUUCCCACAGAGAAGGUCACUGGAGUUCCCCAAACCUUUGCGCUUAAUGAAACUACGGGUGCUCCCGCCUCUGAUGCCGCCGCCAAUGCUGCUGGUGAAGAUUGGAUUGGCAAGUCAAGCGGCUUUCCGCGAACUUUCUACAAGGAUUGCCAGGGCAUUAUGAAACAAAUGUUCCGCUGUUAUGCGCAUCUGUACCAUGCCCACUGGCUGAACCCAUUCUGGCACAUCAACAAACAUGAUAUUCUUAACAUGUGCUUUGUUCAUUUCGUCACUGUCGCGAAAUACUACAAGCUUGUUUCCGACAAGGAAAUGGAGCCGAUGCAGCCUCUGAUAGAUCUCUUCAUCAAGCAACAGCGUAUUCCUCCUGAGGCGCUUGCCGGUGGUCAUUGGGCUCAGCAGAGCUCUAGCUAA